AUGACAGAAGAAAUUAAUGCCAUGAAUGUUAUAAACUCCUUAACUGUUGGUGGCGGUGAUCAAUUUAUUGCUAGUAACACAAAAAAUGCUGCUCGUUGCCCCUUUUUGCUAGUUUACCAUUUGGCUGAAACUUUAAUUCCUGAUUGUGAACAACAACAAAAACAGUCAAUUGAUAUGGAAGAAUCUAAAAAUAAUAAUAAAGAUGAAGAACCAAUGGAACAAAGUAUUAUUGAGGAUUUAAAUGAGGAAAGGAAUCAAGACUAUUUUUCACAGGAAACUGCAGUUUUAUUAGCAGAAACUAAAAAACUUCAAGAAAAAACGGCAGCUUUUAGUGCUGAACUUGCCGAAUUUCUCAAUUCCGAAUACCCAUAUAAAAAACCAGCUUUAGCUAAAUACAUAAUUGAUUCCCAGCUUAAACCCAAUGAAAAUGUUAGCGAUACAGAAAAAAUUGACAAUACAAAUCACGUCGAUUCAAGUUAUUUUGAUGCUCCAUUACAACAAUCUUUGAGUUCUGAAAAUAAGGUUAGCAUUCUUUACGAACAACAUGAUGUUAGUACAAUUAUUAUGCAAUGUUUUAGACUUCCUGAUGAGUUGGACUCUAGCAGUUUUCGGAUUGACCACAUUGUUGCUACUGAAAAUCCAGAUGGCUAUGUUGUUUUGGGUGUAAACUCUGUUAAUGAUGGGUGUGCUCUUACAGACAAUUCUUCCUCAAUAGUAAUUUAUUCGCGAAUGGAAGUUGUUCACAUGUUACAAGAAAUUUGUUUGCGUAAAUAUUUCUUUCAAAACCUAAAAAAGAUUGCGCAAAUUUUACUUCUUUCAAUUGACUAUUUUGGAAUUUAUAGACAACAGAAAUUGAAUGAAGACAAUAAAGGACAUAAUCGAACAUCAAAACAUAAAGAAAAUAAACAAGUUCUUGGAUCAGCUGUUGUUGUAAGAUUUUUUUGAUAGUCACCCCUCGCUUUUUAAUACCCAUGACGUAGGAAAAUUUGUUAUUAAAGGUAUCAUGUAAAAUCGGCUAUUCAGGGGGCUGGGGACAAUGCUGGAGACCAGGGGCGUGCCGUUUCGUCUUUUACCUUGUUUUCGACUUUUUUGGUGUUUCGCCUUUUCGUCUUUCGUGUUUCGCUUUUUAAAAUUUGUUUCGGCACAUCCCUGCUGGAGACCUCCUCCCUCCCCUCCUUCCAGAAAUAAAGAAAAGUUGUUGGGAUAAGUAUGUUCGUUAAGGUGAAUUUUUUCCGACCACAACACUUAACAUAUAGGGACCAAAAAUGUGCGUUCGUAGCGCCUAAGUAAACUCUGACGAACACCCCAUUAUUGCCCCAACCCUGAAAUCCGACCCCUUGGAAAUUCGACCCCUGAAAUCCGACCCCUUG
Molecule: messenger RNA, 1370 nt
Organism: Meloidogyne enterolobii
Lineage: Eukaryota; Metazoa; Nematoda; Chromadorea; Rhabditida; Meloidogynidae
Source: the annotation of a GenBank genome assembly